GUGUUUUGCAUGUAUACAAAUACACAUGCAAUUUACCUACAUAUCACCUCCUAUCAAUUGAAUCUAGCUUAAUUAUUAUAGUUUAAAUACUUAAUUACAGUGUUAUUUUCUUAUAAAAACACAUAAAAUCACUAAAUUUCUUUUCUUUCUAAUCAUUCAGCGUCACAGAAUAAGUGUUUAAUACUUAAAAAGUCAUCAUUAAGUAAGGAAGGUUGCUUCAUCAACACUUCAGACAUGCUCGAUCGAACUGGCCUUAACACUGCAUUGUUCCAUUGUACGAAGCUAUAAAUAAACGAAAAACACUUCCAGGAUGCUAAAUUGAGUGUAGGUCGGUUUGGCGUCUAGAUGCAUGGAAUAUCUGGGGAAGGUCGGCUUAACGGCGUACAAAUGUUAGCGUCGGAGCCGGAUUUACACUCUGGGCUCUUUCUCCUUUGCCGGAUUAUAAUGGGAAAUGCGUGUAAACAGUCUCUGAGGCACCUGUUAACACGGUCCCCUAAGAUCAGUUUCUCGAGCGUCCACAGUGGCUUGUCUGUCGCCAGCCUCCAGCGUCCCUGGUCCCGUACGUCUCGCAGAAGGUGGAGGCAGUCGACGUUACUAAACUCCUACGAGGCUUCGAAGACGGCCUGGCCGGUCCGUUACAUCGAAUCCAUAUUUCUUCCAGAAUUCUCGAUAAGAGGAGAAGUGGACGAAUCUCACUUUCAGAUCGAGGAAGAAAUUGCUAGAGGAGCAUUCGGGUCGGUAUUAAGAGUUAAAAAGAAAAAUACGGAAAAAAUUUAUGCGAUGAAAGUAUUAUCAAAGGCCAAAGUCAUAAUGGAAAAUGCCAUACAACAGUGCAAAGACGAAGUCACUAUUCAGUCUCUGUUAGGUCAUCAUCCGUUCAUCGUGCAAUGCCAGUAUCGUUGGCAAAAUAGGAAAGAACUAUUCAUAGUUACGGAGUAUGUGACUCACGGAGAAUUGCUCUCCCUGUGGAAAAAAUACAACAGGUUUAGCGAAGAUCUUGUCCGACUGUACGUGGCUGAACUUGCAUUGGCUAUAGAUUUUUUACAAAAUACCGGAGUAAUAUAUCGGGACUUGAAAAUGGAAAACAUUCUGAUCGAUCAAGACGGUCACGUACAACUGAUAGAUUUCGGACUAGCCAAGUGGUUAAGCAUGGGGAUGAGAGCCACCACCAUUUGCGGAACCAUAAGAUACAUGGCUCCCGAAAUUCUUAGCAUGAAACCUUACACCCACGCUGUCGACUGGUGGUCUCUGGGCAUCAUCAUGUAUGCCCUGCUGGCUGGCCAGUAUCCCAUCAACUCGGGAAGAGAUCACACGGGAAUGCAUAAAUUGGUAGAAAACUGCGAUUACAAGCUUCCGUCUCACUGCAGCGACAAAGCCAAUAGCGUGGUCAGAAAGCUCCUCUGUAAAGAUCCGAACAAACGUCUUCAACAUUUGUACAACUUAAAGAAAGAACAGUUUUUUAAGAAAUUAGACUUUGAUGCAGUAUUAGAAAAGAGGAUUUCUCCUCUAACGCUUCUGAAACAGAGUGUAAAAACAAACUUCCAUAAAUCUGAUAAAUCCAAGUACUUCUCGUCAAAUUUUUUAUCCCGCGAAGAAUUACCCAAGAAAAAUUAGAGAGGACCUCAUUGGGACUGUUGGAAAACAUGUUGCAGAAAAAUCUCUUCUUUUUUACCAUUUUCUCUUUCAUUUUACAUUCCGGUUGUGAUUUUUACAAAGAUUUUCUUAAGUUAGCGGUUACCGGACUGUUUGCCAUAUUGCUAAAUAAUACUCAGGUAAUUAUUUGUGGCGCUUUUUACAUUUUAUGGACUGCUCCGUGCCAUCCAUUACAGUUGCAAGACCAUAUCUGGCUAUGCAAAAAUCAAAUAUUUGUAAAAAAUUCCCUCAUAGUUUAGUACCCAUUUAUCGUGCAGGAAUGCAUUUUGUUAAUUGUUGAUUUCUUGUGGACCAGUGGCACCCACAGGGAAUAAAAAAGGACAUCAUACGUUAUGCAAGAAGCUUCAAACUAUGGUUCAACAUAAGUUCGGCACUUGCACGAGGUGGCAUUGGUUGCGGUUGGAGCUAAAUAGUCCUCAAAAAUGAGGAACGCUCCUUGUUUUGAGGACAAGUUUCAAUCAAAGUAUGACAAAAUUACACUGGACAAAAGACAAUUAUCAUUCACUAGUUUCUUUUAUAUAUGCGGAAUAGGCUAGAAUUCACAAAUUUUCUGUUGUUUAUUGAUAAUGGAAUUUGAGAUCCCCUCAGGCAUUAGGAAAAGAGCAGCAUGGAUGAAAGGGGGGACACGUGCCCCAAUAUAUGGGCACUCCUGGUGCAGGCGGUGAAAACAUAGCCACAUUCUGAUCGUUGUUCUGACAAAUGUAAUUUGAUUUUAACGACAGGCAAAAACUGAAUUCAUUUAUACAUUAAACAUGCCAAAUUGCACGCCUUGAGGCCAGUUUGUGCAAUACGAUCACUGCCGCUAUUCUGUCACACACAGACAAGACUUACGGGCAAUUUGCGGCAGAUCAGAGUGAUACACAAAAAUUGUUUCAAGCAUUAGUUUCUCUCAAACACACGGCUGUGGAGUCCCAUAAAAUUUACCGACUCCGACUCCGACUCAACAGCCCUGCCAGGGCUGUGGAGUCGUGUAAAAAUCUACCGACUCCGACUUUUCCUUACCAUCCGACUCCGACUUUUCCUUACCAUCCGACUCCGACUCCACAGCCCUGCUCAAACAGGAAUCUAAUGUGUGAUUUCGGUCCAGUUGGUUUAAUGUGGCAACUGAAAAACUCAAACAGGUUCAAUUUCCCACAAAACGUUCAUGACUCGGAGAUUGCUCGCAACUGAUUUGUUCAAAUCAGACCACGCUUGUUGCAUUUUCGAGUGACAGAUUGUCGGCAGUCAUCGUAUGUAAACUAGCUUUAGUCGACAAGCUCUUACGUGAUUUCUUUUCUCUCGGUUUACUCUCGUAACCUAAAUUCAUUUACAAAUCUGACUGAGUCUAUGCACCGCCACCUGGAUAACAAGGUCUGUCCCAUAUGUUAUACAGUAUUCUGCAAUAUAUGAAAUAACAGGCAAAGAUUUUACAUCCCAUAAAUCAUUGAAAGACAGAUUUAUCUGUUAUGUAUAACAGAGAGAAAAUAUGCCAAUUGGUCAAAUUGUUUUGAAUGUUGGAAGGAUAGAAUCUCGCAUCCUUAAUUUUCCUUCUAAUUUCCAACGAUGGAAUAACAAGUCCCUUUAGAUAAACAAUUGUUAUUUUAGGGGAGAAAUUAGAAUUGAAACUUCUUUUGAAUCUAUAUCAAUUGUUCCACGGCAUCCAAGAAAUGCGUUAGCAACGUCGUCCAAGAGGAAGGGAGUAGUACUGACGAUUGGGUGAGGUUUGAAAGUAGUAUGCGCAUGGUGGACCCGGUGCCGUGUUUAUCGGUAUGUUUGUGUUAUUACUUGACAUUUUAUUGGGUUUUUACCUUAAAUUAUGUGUAUUUUCCAUUUUAAGUUCAUUGAAAUGGCCAUCAUUUAGGGUUUGGAAAGAAUUAAUUUGCCUUCCGUUAGAAAUAACGGGAAAAUUAAUAUGGAGUUUGAACAGCCUCAAGAAAGGUGUUAAAUUCAAAUUAUGAGGCACCGCCAUGUACGAGUAUGUACAUGCAUUGUAAAAAGCAUGUGUCUUCUAAGACAUCUCCACCUUUUAGUUACCAAUAUAAUGGUAUGUGUGUAAAUGGCUCGGUGUCAAUUGAUGGACAUUUCUAUAAAUUCAACUAUAGUAAUUGUAAAUUAGAAUAUAAACUUUCUUGUGGCCCUUGUAAUUUGAUAAAUACACAAAAGAAAAUUGUGUCUCAAGAUCAUUCUGUUCUCUGUUUAAUUUGGCAUGAUAAGUCCAUCUUUGGGAAAAGGGCACUAGCGCGAAACAAAAUGCGAUUUAGAAGAAUCAAGAAUCCCGUUUGCACGAUGUCUUUGUAUUGCAUAUCCGCUGCACUUCAUUAUUAUGUGAAUCGUAUCUUGCGUGUCCUCUCUGCAUAGGCAUUUGUACUUUGCCUAAUUCUAAACAGGUGGUUUGAUAGGAUUUGAGGGGUCUGAGCCACCCAAGGGCCUCUGUUCGUUCCUUGAUGCCCUGCGGAAUUUCACGUGUACAUCUUUAUCAGAGCAUUCUAUAUUUUCUUUGGUGAGUUUCUUAACAUAUGAGGUCCGGAGUAUAUUAUAGUUUAUUUGUUUGGCCUGUUCUCCGAGUGCAUCUGCCCUCUCGUUCCCUCCUGUUUCCAUGUGGGCUCUAACCCAUGCAAAGUUUAUUGUAUUCUAGUCCUUUGAGGGACCGCUUAAUACUUAAUUGUGCUUCCACCACACUUACACUGUCGGUGCAGAUGGCCUUGCACCAUUCCACUGCCCUCAAGAUUGCCAGUAGUUUAUCCUGAAAGACUGCAAUCAUCAUUAAUCCUAUAUUGCUUGUUGUAAAUUUCCUCCUCUGCUUUGUAGGCCACAAAGGCUGCACCAACUCCUGUCAUGCUUUGAACUGUCAGUAUAGAUUUUAAUUUCAUGAUUGGUUUAUCCUGCAAUGUUAAUAACCAUUCUUUCAUAAGGCUUAUAAAGUUUGUCUUGCCCAACUGUAACAAUGUACAAUUUCUUGUCAAAAGUGCCUUUGUUACGUAAUAAUGUACGACUUCUUUGGCAACAACAAUGUCUAUUGAUGGGUUUUCCGUUAUCAUCAUUAGAAUAGUUUCAAAUGAAGAAUUAAAGGCCUUGGCCACUCUGACAGCUGCCCACUGUACCAAGAGAAGAUGCCUUUUGAUGUGCGUCUUCUUUGCGGUGUUCCCCCAUGCCACUGCAGCAUAGGUUAUUUUCAGGAUAAAAACCCCUUUGAAGAUGGUCUCUGCGUCUAGAUCCCAGUUACCUUUGGCAGAUUGUAUGGACAGAGCGAAAUGGCCUUGUAUCCAGGUGUCACUUUCUUUUAUUCGGAGCAGCAGAAAUUUUACAGGUUAAAUUUGUAUGCCACACAUUUUAAGCGGUUCACUUUCUUUAGUGUGUCAAUCGGAAGAAUCUCGAUGCCCUACAACUCCAGUGGCUACUCGUUUAUUCAGUGCAUUAUGCAUAAAUAACUUUUUUAUGGUCAAUUUACACUUAUCAGAGUUUAUAGUAUUUUAUAUUUGAAUUUUUGUUGCGCAGAGAGAAACUUUAUUUUUUUGUUAAUUUAUAAUAUAUAUAUACUGUUAUAUAUUGUUUUAUUCCUACUUAAGUACACCUGUUUUAGUAUUAGUGUGAAUCAAGUGUGUAGAGGUUGGUACGUGCAUCCUUUACAUUGGUGCAAGUAUAUGCAAACAUGCAUAAUCUUUCUUCGCAUACGUCCUUGUAUUUGUGUGUGCAAGAUGUGCAAUUAAACUCCAAGAUUAUAUUUUCAUCAUAGUUUUUGCACUCUUCCGUUGAGCAUGCGAAUAGCAGAAUAAUGAUCUUGUGAUAUGGAAUCCCUGAUGAAAAGGCAUGCAAUCCAUGACACUCGAAUCUACUACUACUACUACUGUGUUCCUGUGUACUGUCAUCUUGGAACUUAAUUGCUUAAUCUUGUUCCGAGACAGCCGCGUAUUUCACAUUCUAUAAUCAACACUUUGAAAUUGUGCCUGUCCUUCGUGUUCUGUACGUCCAGUAAAGAGCCAAAGUCAGUGACAAAACAAUUUUGCCAUUGCGUAGGACAUGCAGUACCUGCCACGUCCUCGUCCGGUCAGUUUGCGUGGCCAAGUUUUUAACUUCUGAAUGUUUGUACGUGUUUGAAGUAUGGAGCAUUCCGUCUUACUUUACAAAAUCUUAUUGUAAAAAUCAUUUCUUUUCCAGAAUAUAUUGUACAAAAAGCAGUUACAAAUAAAAAAUGUUUUUAAUUCUGUUUUGUCUUGUCCGAUAUAAGGUACAGACACUGGCCAUGCUUUAAUACGGGAUGGUUCAGUAAAACUAGUUGCACUACGGCAACACACAAUGCUAAUUCUACAGAAUUCACAGUGUCGACAUGAGGGGUCUACUUUUCUUCUGGAUUCUUGUUUGAAAGUGUCGAUAGACACUAGAGGUGAUACCUGCCAAGACUGCUGUGUUGCAAUACAUCAUGUAAAAGUAUUCAUUCUAGCUGCACAAGAGAUGAUCCCCCUGUUACAUGCAAUGAAACUAAACA
Messenger RNA from Centruroides sculpturatus (bark scorpion), 6115 nucleotides. Its product is annotated as putative serine/threonine-protein kinase F31E3.2. Gene Ontology annotation, biological process: protein phosphorylation. Gene Ontology annotation, molecular function: ATP binding; protein serine/threonine kinase activity. Bases 346 to 1614 code for a protein of 422 amino acids. The transcript has 15 exons. NCBI's taxonomy places the organism in Eukaryota, Metazoa, Arthropoda, Arachnida, Scorpiones, Buthidae. The record is from RefSeq and is a predicted model, not a curated record.